This is a messenger RNA of Plasmodium adleri (nom. inval.), 4368 nucleotides long. Its product is annotated as phosphatase, putative. The record is from RefSeq and is a predicted model, not a curated record. NCBI's taxonomy places the organism in Eukaryota, Apicomplexa, Aconoidasida, Haemosporida, Plasmodiidae. Gene Ontology annotation, molecular function: acid phosphatase activity; ferric iron binding; ferrous iron binding. The transcript is spliced from 2 exons. Bases 1 to 4368 code for a protein of 1455 amino acids.
AUGAAUAUAUUAAAUCUUUUUAUAUGUUGUCUUUCUGUUUCCCUGUUAAAGUUUAUUGAAUGGAAACAAUAUAAUUAUGACUGUGUUGUAGUAAUAAAUAAGAAUUGUAUUGUAAAGAAUGGAAGAAUUUUAGGUGAAUAUGAAAAUAAUAAUAGUUCAGAAAAUGAAGGAGAUGAAUAUGAAGAUUAUUUAGAUGAUAAAGGAACCAAUGAAUUUGAACAAGUGAAUUACAAAUAUUUAGAUUAUGUAAAUUUUACUAUUGUUAAAAGUCAAAGUACCUAUCAACAUGCAGUAAACGAAUUAUUUGUAUUUUUAGGAUCCCAAUAUAGUACAGAUGAAAAGAUUGUAGUACAUGUAAAAUUAAUUGAUAUAUUAUCCCUUUUAUUUGUUCAUUAUAGAGAUAAUUUAAGUAAUUUUGAACACAUUAUAAAUAGUUUUCAAGAUAGAAAUAAAUUAAUGAAUUCUGUUGAAGGAGAAUAUUUCCGUGAAUUUAUUGAUGAACGGGAUAAUUAUAUAUUUGAUGUAAAAAAUACAUAUUAUAAUUCUCAAUAUGUAAAUAAAGAGAAAGAAAGAAUAUUAAAUAAAAAAAAAACUAUCUAUGAAAUAUUCCAAAAAAAUUGGAAAACGGAUGGUUAUCGUUUUUAUAGUGUUAAAAAUAAAAAGAAAUAUUAUUAUCCAAGAAAAAUUAAUCUUGAUGAACCAAGAAAACGAAAGAGCAGAAAGAAAAAAAAACAAAAAAAUGUCAAAUGUGUUAGUAUGGUAUGUAAACCUGUAAAAAUUGAGUAUAAAAGUUUAAAUAAACCAGUAAAUAGUCCUGUAGAUGAUAAUAUUGAUGUUAAAACAAUGAAAGGAGAACAACACAUUAAAGGACAAGUUGAAGAUAAAAAUGAUGCAGUACAGGGAAUAGAAAAUGUGCAACAAGAAAAAAAAGAAUAUAUGGACAGAUUUGAUAUUCAAAAUGAAAUACAAAGUCAAGUACAAAACGAUAUAGAAAAUGAAAUAGAAUAUGAAAUUAAAAAUGACGAUAAUGAUAAUAAUGAUAAUAAUGAUAAUAAUAAUAAUAAUAUUCACAAUAAUUAUAAUAUAGAAGAUGGUGAAGCUAUUAAAUCAUAUAAUAAUCAAAUGUGCGAUGCUGAAGAAAAUAAAACACCAAGUAAUGGUUAUGUCAGAGAAAAUAGUGUAGGUCCAGGAAUUGCUUAUCGUAUGAGAAAAGAUUUCUUCUUAAAAGAUUCCUCAUUUAAUGUUAUAACUCUUAUAAACUCCAUAACAUCCAAUAGAGAUAAUAAAGUUGUUACUAAAUUACAUGAAGGAUUAACAAAAUUGGGUAUAACAACUAUUGAACAUUUAAUUCGAUACACAAACAUUUUAGCUAUAUUCUUCUCUUAUGAUAUUUUUGAUGAAUUGUACUUACAAAUUAAAUUAGUAAAGGAAUAUUUUGGACUUAUAAAAUAUAAACAUAAUAUUUUAGAUAGUGAAGAAAAUGAAUAUGUAGUAGGUAAAAAAACAUUUUAUGGAAAAUAUAAUAUGAUUGAUGAUGAAGUGUUUGUAUCUCCUAAUUGUUUAAGUGCUUAUUGUAAAUUAAAAUCUGUAUGGAUGCAAAAUAGAAAUAUUACAGUAAAAGUGGAAAAAAGUAGUACUAAUAGUUUGAAACUUAUGAUGUUAGGAGAUAUCGGACAAGGUUUUGAAGAAGAAAAGAAUUUUGAUGUUCAGAAUAUUUAUAACUUUAUGGGUUUUAAUGAAUUAAAAAGUACUGUACAAAGUAUGAAAAAAUGGCAUCUAGAAAAUAAUGCAGAUUUUGUUAUUAAUUUAGGUGACAAUAUACCUAAUGAUGGUAGCUACAAUUUUAUUGGAAACUUCCAAUGGCACCGAUUAAUGAGAGAAUUGUUUGUAUUUAAAAAAAAAAGUGAAAAACAAGUUAAUAAAGAUUUAGGAACGAAUACAUUAAGUGCUGAAAGUAUAGCUAAUUUUUAUAGUGAUAAAAUGAAAGAAAUGAACGAAGGUAAUUAUGAAAAUCAUAUAAAUUAUUAUAAUGAUAAUAAUAUUCAUAAAAUUAAAGCACAAAAUGAAAAUAAAGAAAAUGAAAAUUCAAAUGAUAGCAAUAAUAUGAAUAAUACUACAGGUACAAGUAAUAAAAUUAAUGAUAUACAAAAGAUUUCUAGUUCAAAUACAUAUAAUAUUGAUGUUGUAGAUCAUACAAAACACGUAGAAUCUAAUACAUCUAUUAAUGAAAAAAAAGAAAAAUCUAUAAGUUCUGUAGAAGAACGUGCAAUUUUAUAUGAAGAUGAUGAAGAAAAUGAUGACGAUGAAGAUUCUAAUGAUUAUUUAUCAGAAGCUAUACCAUUUUAUUCUAUAUUAGGUGAAAAAGAUUAUUUCUAUUUCCCAAGUGAACAAAUUCAAGAACAUUAUUCUAAAAGAAUCCCUGGAUAUUUUAUGCCUAAUAAUUAUUAUUGUGUUAAUUAUGAUUUUACAUAUAAUCCUGUUAAGAAAAACAUAAAUGGUGUUGAAGACGAUGAUGAUGAUGAAGAAGAAGGAGGAGGUGUUGGAACAGAUGGAAAAGUAAAGACUCAAGAAAAAUUUAGAGCUUCAUUUAUAUUUAUUGAUACAUGGGCAUUAAUGGUUGGAUUUCCAAUAAUAAGAAAUUAUCGUGCAUUCCGUGAACAAUUUAAUUGGUUAAGUAAGACAUUAUAUGAAAGUGCUAAAAAGAGUGAUUGGAUUUUUGUUGUUGGUCACCAUCCAUUAAUUUCGAGUGGUAGAAGAUCUGAUAAUUAUUCAUAUGAAGAACAUUCUUUCCAUGAUAUUAUUAGAGAUUUCUUAUUUAAUUACCAUGUAGAUGCAUAUUUUAGUGCCCAUGAUCAUUUAAUGGAAUAUAUAAAAUUUGGUAGCGUAGACUUAUUCAUUAAUGGAUCUUCAUCUAGAGUCUUAUUUGAUAAUUCUACUAUGGGAAGAGGGUAUUUUGGAAAAAUGAUAGGAAAAUUAUAUCCAAUAAGUUGUUAUAUAUUAAAAACAAUACAUACAGGAUUAAAGCCUAGAGGUUGUAAUAUUAAUAGAUAUUCCAAAUGGUAUAACAAAUCAGAUAUAGGUUUUAGUACCCACAAAUUGACAAAAGAUGAAUUAGUUACACAAUUUAUUAAUAGUAGAACAGGAAAACCUCUUAGCGAUAAGAUUAUUACAAAAAAUAAAAAACAUGAGAGGAAGAAGUUUUAUGAUUUGGAUGGAUUUGCAGAGGACAGAAUAAAAGAAUUGGAAAAGAAAAUAAUUGAUUUUAGUGUAAAUAAUCCCGAUUUAAUAAAUUACAAAAUUAAAGAAUUUAAUGAAAACAUUGAAAAACAUAAUUUAAUUAUGAAGAAAUUGAAAACAAAGGAAGAAAAAGAAAUAUUCAAAGAAUUGAUCCAAAUGAAUAAUUUAAUAUUUGAUGUAUCUGAACAACUUGAUAACGUUCCUAUUGAAAAAUUAAAAAUUAUGAGCCAACUUGUUUCAAAAUAUAAUAUCUUUUUUAAUAAAGAAUUGGUUGGUUUUAUUGUAGCAGCUUUAGAAAGAGCAAUUCAAAUGGAGAGAAACAAAACACAUAGCGCAGAUGAAAAUGUAUCGCCAAAUGAAGAGGAUAAAAAUCUUAUGGAAUUGAUAGAAUCUUUGGGAUAUCAACCAGAAGAAUUUUUACAAAAAUAUGAAAGUAUGACAAGUGAACAAAAAUUGGCUUUAAAAAACAAAAUUGGUAAAAAUAUAUCAUUGGACGAUUAUGUAAAUAGAAUAAAAUAUUAUGUAGAAAAGAAAAAAAAACAAGAGGAGAAAAAUGGUAAUGAUGAACAAACGGAAGAGGAAACGGAAGAAGUCGAAGAAAUUGAUGAAUUGAAAGAAAUGGAAAAAAAAAGAAAACAAAAUGAAGGUGAUAUUACUGAUGAAGAUGAAAAUGAAAUAAAGGAAGAUCAAAAAGAUAAUGAAAAAGAAGAUGAAACAUAUGAAGAAUAUUUAGAUGAAUCACAAUUUAAGGAUGACGAAAUUCCAUUAGUUAAACAAGUACAUAAAGAUUUUAAAAAAUUAGCUGCUCAAGAAAAAAAAUUAAGUGAACAGAAAUAUAUUCUUUUAAUGUUAGCAUCUAUAAGAAAAUCUGAUAUUAAUAAAUAUCUAUUAAACCUAUCAACCAAAAAAGAACGUAUUAAAGAUGUUACAACAUCAAACUAUUUAUCUAAUAUAGAACCACGUAAAACAUUUUUCCAACUGUGUAUUGAAUUACCACCGGAUAUUAAAAGAAUUAUAAAUAACUUUAGUGCUGUAGGAAAAAGAUUACCCUUCUUUAAUUUUAUUAACAAAUUAUAUGAUGAAAUAAUAAAAUUAAAAGAUUCCCUUGAUAGAAUAUCAAGAUUAUAUUAA